AUGCAGACUAAGUGCAACACUUGUGCCUUGGUGAAGGCAGAGCAUCAGGUUCCGGGUGGUCUUUUGCAGAGUUUACCCAUUCCAGAGUGGAAGUGGGACAGGAUUACGAUGGAUUUCGUGGUUGGACUACCUGUUUCGAGGACUUUCGAUGCUAUUGGGAAGUUUGUGCGAGAGAUUGUGAGGCUGCAUGGAGUGCCAGCUAGUAUUGUGUCAGACCGUGAUCCCAGAUUCACUUCAGAGUUUUGGAGAGCUUUUCAGGCAGAGAUGGGCACUAAGGUGCAUCUGAGUACAGCUUAUCAUCCGCAGACAGAUGGUCAGUCAGAGAGGACUAUUCAGACUUUGGAGGAUUUGCUGAGGAUGUGUGUGUUGGAUUGGGGUGGCCAUUGGGCAGAUCACCUGAGCUUAGACACCCCUAUGCUGGACCCAAGUGGGGGAGCGCAGCAUGUAUGGAGCUACUUAUGUUCAGGAGACGACAGAGAAGGUCGUGUUGUGAGGCUGAACAUGAAGGAGGCUCAGGAUAGGCAGAAGAGUUAUGCAGAUAGACGCAGACGAGAGCUUGAGUUUCAGGUGGGAGAUAGAGUUUAUCUCAAGAUGGCUAUGUUGAGGGGUCCUAACAGAUCCAUAGCAGAGAACAAGCUGAGUCCGCGAUUUAUGGGUCCGUUUCCAGUAGUGGAGCGAGUUGGGCCAUUGGCUUACAGGCUGGAGUUGCCUGAGAUUAUGAAAGCCUUUCACAAGGUUUUUCAUGUGUCGAUGCUGAGGAAGUGUCUUCACCCUACAGAGGAGUUAGUGGCUAGGAUUCCAGAGGAUCUUCAGCCAGAUUUGACAGUGCCGGCAGUGCCUGUGAGGAUUUUAGAGAGGAGGGAAAAGGUUCUGAGGAACAAGAGGAUUCCCUUACUGAGGAUUUUGUGGGAUUGCAGUGGUUCUACAGAGGAGACUUGGGAGCCAGAGGCAAAGAUGAAGUUGAAGUUCAGGAAGUGGUUCGACAAGCAGGUCGAGGAGUGA
Messenger RNA from Microthlaspi erraticum, 1002 nucleotides. The record is from the annotation of a GenBank genome assembly. NCBI's taxonomy places the organism in Eukaryota, Viridiplantae, Streptophyta, Magnoliopsida, Brassicales, Brassicaceae.